UCCGCCAUGGACGCUGAGUCCGUGUCCCCCGAGCCCGGCCCAGCGCGGCUAGCCGUCCUGGGCGUCCCGCAGGCCGAGGUGCUGGAGGACGUGCUCCGAGAGCAAUUCGGGCCUCUGCCCCAUCUGGCCGCCAUCUGCCGGCUCAAGCGGCUGCCCUCGGGCGGCUAUUCGUCCACCGAGGACCUCCAGUUGGUGCUGGAGCGGCGGCGUGUGGCCAAUGCCAAGGAGCGCGAGCGGAUUAAAAAUCUCAACCGUGGCUUUGCCAAACUGAAGGCACUUGUGCCAUUUCUUCCCCAAAGCAGAAAGCCUAGCAAAGUUGAUAUCCUUAAAGGUGCAACUGAAUACAUACAAGUUCUCAGUGAUGUUUUGGAAGGAGCCAAAGACUCAGAGAAACAAGACCCAGAUAAGCAGAACUAUAGCAACAGUACUCCCGAACCACAUAUAUCCUUGGCUAGAGAGCUAUCAAAAGACAUCCAACAUACCAGCUGUGCUGUUGGCUUGAAGAAUGAAGAGGAAGGGCCCUGGGCAGAUGGCGGCAGUGGUGAGCCAGUAUAUGCUUGCUGCAAGAGCAUGCCACCUGUGACUAGGAGUUACUUCACUGGCCAGGAGUCUGCUACUCACAUGUGGAAGAUGAGUCUGAGACAUUUGCCUCAUUGGGGUGAUCUGAGGAUAGAGUUGCAGAAGUAGAAUUCCUGGAUCACAGACUCCUACAAAUACACAAGAGAAAAGGCCCAGGGUUACCUUCUAAGAACAAAUAAACACAGUCUUGAAAGUU
Heterocephalus glaber (naked mole-rat) is the source of this 775-nucleotide messenger RNA. RefSeq names its product folliculogenesis specific bHLH transcription factor (gene Figla). Gene Ontology annotation, molecular function: DNA-binding transcription factor activity, RNA polymerase II-specific; RNA polymerase II transcription regulatory region sequence-specific DNA binding; protein dimerization activity. Gene Ontology annotation, biological process: regulation of transcription by RNA polymerase II; developmental process. The record is from RefSeq and is a predicted model, not a curated record. NCBI's taxonomy places the organism in Eukaryota, Metazoa, Chordata, Mammalia, Rodentia, Bathyergidae.